This is a messenger RNA of Leptosomus discolor (cuckoo roller), 1071 nucleotides long. NCBI's taxonomy places the organism in Eukaryota, Metazoa, Chordata, Aves, Leptosomiformes, Leptosomidae. The record is from RefSeq and is a predicted model, not a curated record.
GUUUGCUUCUGGAGAUGCCAAGCUGAGCUGCAGUGAGGACGACAAGGAACAUUUUCAAUUCAAAGACAUCAGGGAUGGGUUCAGCUCAACAUUUGAGAAGAUUGUUGAGUCUGACCUUAUGAAGGGUACAUACUACAGCAGCCUGGACUCUUUGGACGUCCUCUCUCUCACAGACGAGACAGACAGCUGUGUCAGUUUUGAGGCCCCACUCACCCCAUUGAUCCAGCAAAGGGUCAAGGAGAGCCCAGAGCUCUUGGAGCAGAAACUGGUAGCCCAGCAGAGAGAGACCCUUCACCACAUGGCUACUGAUAAGCAAGAGCAAGCAGCAGCAAAGCCAGUGGAGGGGGAUUUCGGGAGCCCUCUCAGGCACUCAAUUACCAGCAGCAGGUCAGAGAACGUGCUGAGCCGGUUGUCCUUGAAGAGUAUCCCAAAUGGGUUCCAUGUGGAAGGGUCGGAGGAAGAUGCUACCAAGAUCAUUAACUCUAUCAGCGACGCCAGCUUGCAAGACGCGCUGUCAGACUCCGACUCUGACAUGGGCAGCACGGAGCAGCUCGACCAGGGCAGCACGGACACGUUGGCAAACGGCUGCAGGGCGGAUAGCGAGGCUGCCAAGAGGCUGGCCAAGCGUCUCUACAACCUCGAAGGCUUCAAGCGCUGCGAUGUGGCACGCCAGCUCGGGAAGAAUAACGAAUUUAGCAAGUUGGUAGCAGAGGAGUAUCUCAGCUUCUUUGACUUCACUGGCCUGACCCUUGACAAAGCACUCAGGACAUUCUUGAAAGCAUUCCCUCUGAUGGGAGAAACCCAGGAGCGGGAGCGGGUGCUGAUUCAUUUCUCCCGGCGAUACUGCCAGUGCAACCCAGAAGAGAGCACGUCUGAAGAUGGGAUUCAUACGCUCACCUGUGCCCUGAUGCUGCUAAACACAGACCUUCAUGGCCACAAUAUUGGCAAAAAGAUGUCGUGUCAACAGUUCAUAGCAAACCUGGAUGGGCUGAACGAUGGGAAGGACUUUGCAAAGGAUUUGCUGAAGACACUGUAUAAUUCCAUCAAGAAUGAGAAGCUGGAGUGGGCCAU